AUGAGCCGGGCCCUGUUGUGGCUGGCCCUGGUCGGGGCCUGGUGGGGCCUGCACGCCUCCUGCUGCCUGCACUGCAAGCACCGCGCCAGAGUCCUGCGCUACCAGCAGCGUCGCUUGGUCGAGGAUGGUCGGGACUGGGGCAGCGCGGAGGAGCGCCUGGAGCGCGUCGAAUCCGUGUCGUGCGAAUCGUCGUCGUCGGAGCCCAAGCCCGUGGACGUGCCUCUCCCGGAGUCGCACACGGAGCCCCUGCGGCACAAGGCGGACCUGGCUGCCAGGAUGCUGCUCCAGGUGGCCCUGCACAGCGGAGAACAGGCCGGUCCGACAGGCCUGGUCCAAUCCUUCCUCAACGAGACCCUGGCGUCGGACGAGAGGUUCUGGGCCUGCCGCCUGCUGCUGCCGGGCGCCAACGGCACGGCGUCGCGUCCCUGGGUCCGCUACCUGGCCUCGGUCAGCCGCCGGGGCCCGGUGUCCGAACGGCGCAACUUUGCGCUGCCAGAGGUCCCCUGGCUGGCCGAGGACGCCUCCGAGGGGCGCUGGUCGGGCACCUACUACUCGUGCGAGCUGCGCCGCUGGAUCGCCUCGUACACGGUUCCUGCUCGUGCACCGGCCGGGGGUGCCCCGUCGGCGCUGCUCAGCGUGGACGUGGAUGCGAGCAGCCUGGACAUCGACCAGUGCGAUCCGGAAGCCACGGUCGUGCCUGCACCCAGAAUACUCGCCUUUCAGGGAACCCACCGCUGUCACAACAAGACGUCGCAAUGCAUCUUCUCUCCGGGUCAGGGCUGGACCCGGGGCUCGUACGUGUGCCAGUGCCGGCGGGGCUUCUACUCUCCCACGGGGAACCCCGUGUUCAACGGCUCCCUUGUGGAGGCCGCCUGGAAGGAGAAGCGGCUCUUCGGGAGGCCAACCUACGACAUGCUGUACGUCUGCAAGCCGUGCCAGCCCGGUUGCAGCGAGUGCGGGGACGACUCCCCGUGUCUGUCGCACUACAACUGGGCCUUCAGAAUCUCGCUGCUGACCAUCUCGGUGAUGUGCAUCGUGCUCACCAUGGUCCUGGCCGGCUACGUGUAUCGAUUCCGCAAGCUGAAGGUCAUCAAGGUGGCCAGUCCCAUCUUCCUCUGCAUCACCCUGGUGGGCUGCGCUAUCAUGUACUGCGAGAUGGCGGCAAUCUUUCCCGUGCUGGACGUGUACUGCUGUGUGGCCACAAAGUGGACGCGCCACAUGGGGUUCUGCAUCACGUACAGCACUCUGCUGCUCAAGACCUGGAGAGUCUCCUUGACGUAUCGGGUCAAGUCGGCGCACAAGCUCAAGCUGACGGACAAGCAGCUGCUCCAGUGGCUGUUCCCGAUCCUGCUCGAGAUGGCCAUCUACUUGGGCACCUGGACCAUCUCGUCUCCUCCCGAAGGGAUCUACCUCGAGGACUGGCACGGACUCAAGUUCAAGCAGUGCGAGUACAACUGGUGGGAUCACACCAUGGCCAUUGGGGAGUUCUUGUUCCUGUUGUGGGGCAUCAGGGUCUGUUACAAUGUGCGCAACGCGGAGUCCUUCUUCAACGAGGCGAAGCACAUCAGCUGGGCAAUCUACAACAUUACCAUAGUCAAUCUCAUCAUGAUGUUGAUCCAUCUCGUGAUCCUGCCAAGCGCCAGCCCCGACGUCAAGUACCUGUUCGGCUUCAUCCGGACGCAGCUGAGCACUACCGUCACGGUCAUCCUCAUCUUCGGACCAAAGUUCUACAGGGUGAUCAAGGGACAGGGCGACAUGUGGGACAACCGGGCACGGGCCAGGGGUGUGACGGCGUCCUUCUCGCUCAACGGGGUCGGGCUCAUGCACGAGGAGACGGUCGACCUCGGCACCGAGAACGAGGAGCUCAAGGAGGAAGUGCAGAAGCUGGCAGCCCAGAUCGAGUUCAUGAAGAUCGUGCACAUGGAGAUGAACAAUCGGCACCUGAAGCCCAAGCACGGCGGCUUCUUCAGCAGCGCGACCCAGAGCAACUCGACGCAGAGCCCCGUGGUCAAGGCCAUGUGCAUCAAGUUCGACAGCACGGACUCGCCGGGCUCACGCAUCUCGCCCGCCGCCGAACUGGUCAGCGAGCGGGUCUGAGCUCCACGAGCAGGGGAUCGUCAGCGGUAUCUCACAGUCGCUUCCAGACGGAACGACUCCUCGACCUCUGCACGUGAAGGACACCUUGAAUUCUCCGAAACGAGUGAUAUCUUUGUGUCGUCCUGCGGUGAGCUCCGUGUGGCGUGAACGCCUGUUUGCUGGGGUCGUUUGAGAGACAACGUGGAAAGUGAAUCAGCGCGAUACCGAAGGAGCGAGAGGGGUUGUCGACAUCAUCAUCAUCGGCAUGCAGACACCGUGGUCCCAUCGUGGUUUCCCAGUUGGCGUAGUCCACCUGCACUCAUUCAAGAAACUAAGUUACUUGGCAGGUCAUUAAUGUCCCUUCGAAUAUGUGCGGAGGCUACAUUGAGGAACACUAGCGCAAAACAAUUAGAGUGCCAAAGGUUAUCGACGAAUCUGACAUAUGAUGGCAGAUUCAAUAGUGAUGGGUUGGCUCUUGCUGCUCUUUCUGCUACACGCAAAUCCUCGUGUUUGUGCUCGCAAAGAAAAAAAAAAGAAGAAAUGUUGUGUGUGUUAGUGCCCACAAUGGCUGCACCGGAUCGUUGAGCUUCUUUACACCUCUUGAGAGACAGUCGAACGGACUGCUCGCCUGGCCCUGGUUACUCUCAACCGCAUGAAUCGGUUUUGAGGCCAAGUCGGAACCGCCGCAGCUUGCCUGCGAACUUGCCGUCCGAUUUGUUCUGAAGAUCGAUACUUGCGAUUGACACUCAAGAAAUAUAUCAUAUAGAAGCGACACUGUUUAAUAAAUCGAUGGCGUCAACCAUAUGCUUCCUCGAGUUUUCACAACGGAGGUGUCACUAAUGCUACCGUGUUAUCUGGCUACUAGAUAAUCGGUCGAGAUGUAUUCAGCGCGGUCGUCACAAUUGUACCUUUUUUUUUUUUUUUGACUUGGUUAUCAACAUCAUCAAGAGGUGAGGUUAUACCAAACAAGGGCCUUUUCUUAUAGUCUGCCUUGCAAGACACGAUGACGGUCAAUCACAGUUUGUUGUUAAAGAUAGCCAAAUCCGGGGUCUAGGCUUCCAAAAGACUGGCCGCGAGUUACCGCCGAGAAAAUACCAGAGAGCAACGAACGCGCAGUCCACGUUUACUAAAUCAACUACUGUCGAGACCGGUUAUAACGAAGCCGAUGCGAAUCAGAAAUCACUUCGAUAUAUCCGAUAUUUUGUUAUAACCGAGUUCGGUUAUAACAUAGUGCAAAAGGGAAUGGGAAAUCUUGAUCGCUUCGCUGCAGCCGCUAUUCCGUUAUAACCGACUUCGUUAUAACCGGUUUCUACAGUACGUCGUUGGUUACAGGGUAUUGAGGAUCGGAUCGCGAUUGGCUCUCGCCAUGCCUUGCAAGGCGGCAUGCCAAACUGUGUUGUUGAUAACGUAUCUUGAGCUGCGUGACAGCAGUACCGAAGCUUUGUCAAACGUACGGAAAGCCUCGUAGCGAUGUGACAAUUUUAGCGAUGUCUCGUCGCUGUUUAGAUGAUCCGAACGCUGCGGUGGUAGGCACGAGGCGUCAUUUACUCACGCGCCGUCUGCGUUCUUCAAACACAAAAAGCGCGGUGGUUGUUCGCUGUGGUAUGCACCACCCGUCGCCGAUGCAUCUUCGAUUGAGGCCUAGAAAUUUGCCCUUGAGGCUUGCCGUGGUCCUUUCGGCGGUCACCGGGAACACGUUUUGAAGGGCCAGUGUACAGGGGGAGUUGGAGGGGAAGAUAUCGCUGUCGAACGUCGACACAAACAUCGGAUAACUGUGAUGCCGUGAACUUUGUUUGUUCUUGUUUUCCUAGGAGUUGAAAUGUUAAACUAUACCUUGCACAAAAUAAGUGUGCGCCGUUUGUGUUUAGGCUUUCAAGGCGGACAUAGGUUUUUUUUUCUGGUGACUUGUUGGUUGGUUUCGCGUGGUCGUUGAAUAAAAAAACCCGUUUAUAAGA
This is a messenger RNA of Ixodes scapularis (black-legged tick), 4031 nucleotides long. Its product is annotated as probable G-protein coupled receptor CG31760. Lineage: Eukaryota; Metazoa; Arthropoda; Arachnida; Ixodida; Ixodidae. Gene Ontology annotation, biological process: G protein-coupled receptor signaling pathway. Gene Ontology annotation, cellular component: membrane. The record is from RefSeq and is a predicted model, not a curated record. The transcript has 14 exons. Gene Ontology annotation, molecular function: G protein-coupled receptor activity. Bases 1 to 2097 code for a protein of 698 amino acids.